This is a messenger RNA of Trifolium pratense (red clover), 3062 nucleotides long. RefSeq lists its product as uncharacterized. Bases 841 to 2748 code for a protein of 635 amino acids. The record is from RefSeq and is a predicted model, not a curated record. The transcript has 2 exons. NCBI's taxonomy places the organism in Eukaryota, Viridiplantae, Streptophyta, Magnoliopsida, Fabales, Fabaceae.
ACCAAAGAAAUUUCUCAAAUUUUUUUUCUCCAUUUUCUUUUUUACAUUUUUUUAGAAACGAGAAAAUAAAAAAAAACAAUCUAAGAUAGUGUAGUAUAAGUGAUAGAUGUUUGAAUUCCUUAAUCAUUUGAUCCAAGGUUCGAUCUAUAGCCGGUACGUAUGAAAAAAUAUUUGUUGGAGAUGUCAAUCACUUAAAUAAAUCUCAAUUAGCUCGAGGAGAUUAAUCUUUAUGAUUGCGCGUGAUACUUUUGAUUUAAAAAAAAAAAAAAACAAAGAAACAAACAGAGCCGCCCCUACUUUAUUUAUUGACAGGGCUUUAUGACGUAACGAAUUUCCAUUUUAAUUUCUCUCUCUCUCCCCUCACUUUCUCUCUCUAACUUAGUGUAUUUUUCUUUGUUUCUUCCUUCACAAUUCGCGUUUUAGCUUCGUCUUCUUCCAAGUGUCAAUGGAAUAGAGUGAUUCUCAGAUCUGAAUAAUACUAAAUUCCACUUUCUAUAAAGCUUUUUCACAAUCUACGGGUAAAUGAAGCUUAAUGACUACUUAUUUAUAAGGAGCACGAGAAGCUCCAGGGAACCCUUUACAUCCGUGUUAACCAGUCUUAUUAAAGGUUUCUUCCCAAGAGACGUUAUAAGAUAUAUUUGGAUAGUGAAGAUAUUUUGAAGCUUACUUGUGGGAUAUAGUGAAAAUGGACAGAUCAGAUACAUCAGGCUUUGUAAGUGGUGGGUGCUGUAUGCUCGAUGUUUUUUUCUAGCCUGGUAGGUAUGUGGAUCUUGUAGUAGCAUGUGGUAAACUGUUCUGCUACUUCAACCUUCUGUAGCUGUAGUGCACAACAUCUGGAUAAUGGAUUUGAAUGAGAAAGCUGUACUGUUUCCUAAUGAUGCUGAGCUUAGGAUUGGUAAUACUACAUUAAGCCUGAAUGGUAUUGGCUUUGGAGAAACCAAUAAUACUAAUUAUGGAUGUACUGAGAGCAAUCUUAGGAUGAAGUUUUCCAACGCUUCUGAUGAUGGCUGUAGAUUGGUUCUGGGAUUGGGUCCAACCCCGAAGACAUAUGGUGAUGACUACAAUGACAUGGGAUUUAAUAAGAAGAAAAAUUCGGCCAGCCUUUUUUCCCAGAGCAUGCCAUCUGAAUGUGAAUCAAUUCUUCAACUUGGCCUUUCGGGUGCAGCAAAUGAGGCAUCAAGUAUAAUGGAGUACUCAGGUUCAACAGAGACUGAUGUGAAUAUUUCAUGCUUCUCAAGCCAGACAUCAGGAGAAUAUAAUUUUGCAAUGAUACCUGUCGUUGAUGAGGGUUCUACCUCAGCUAAGAAAUCAGGUGGUUAUAUGCCAUCACUUCUUUUAGCUCCAAGAAUGGAUAAUGCUGAAAUUUCGGUGCAGACACAAGAACUGAUUCUUGGGACUAAAUCUCAGGUGUUCCCUGAACCAUCCAGUGCUACAAAUCACUCACUUGGCACCGCAUCUGGCCCCCAGGAAACCGGGAUAACUUCACAGAACCGAACAAGCAAUCCUAAGAGAUGCAGAUUUUUUGGCUGUUCAAAGGGAGCUCGAGGUGCUUCAGGCCUUUGUAUUGGACAUGGGGGUGGACAGAGAUGUCAGAAACCGGGAUGCAACAAGGGUGCUGAGAGCCGUACUGCUUAUUGUAAGGCCCAUGGUGGAGGCAAGAGGUGCCAACACUUAGGGUGUACUAAAAGUGCUGAGGGGAAGACAGAUUAUUGCAUAGCACACGGUGGUGGUAGGCGAUGUGGGUAUCCAGGUGGGUGCGCAAAAGCUGCACGAGGUAAGUCAGGACUUUGUAUUAGACAUGGAGGAGGUAAGAGAUGUACGAUAGAAGGUUGCACCAGAAGUGCUGAAGGACAAGCUGGGCUGUGCAUCUCUCACGGGGGUGGACGCCGUUGUCAGUACCAUGAAUGUUCAAAGGGUGCACAAGGGAGCACCAUGUAUUGCAAGGCACAUGGUGGUGGGAAGCGUUGCUCAUUUGCAGGGUGCACCAAAGGUGCUGAAGGAAGCACCCCACUGUGCAAGGCACACGGUGGUGGGAAGCGUUGCCUUUUCAAUGGUGGUGGUAUUUGUCCAAAAAGCGUACAUGGAGGAACAAACUUUUGCGUUGCUCAUGGUGGUGGAAAAAGGUGCGCUGUUUCCGGUUGCACCAAGAGUGCACGUGGCCGUACCGACUGUUGUGUUAGGCACGGCGGGGGUAAGCGGUGCAAGUUUGAAAGCUGUGGGAAGAGUGCUCAAGGGAGCACAGAUUUCUGCAAGGCUCAUGGCGGAGGAAAGCGAUGUAAUUGGGGAGAUGGGAAGUGUGAAAAAUUCGCAAGGGGUAAAAGCGGCCUCUGUGCUGCUCACUGCAGCUUGUUGCAAGAAAGCCAAAUGAGCAAGGGAAGUCUAAUUGCACCGGGGCUUUUCCGUGGUCUUGUACCUUCUGCUUCCACUGUCUGUAGCAGUUUUGAGAACAACAAUUCUUCAGGCGUCAGCGUUGUAUCUGAUUCCUACGAUUCUAUGGAAACACCUACCAUAAAACAUCAACUUAUACCCAAGGAGGUGUUAGUUCCACUGUCAAUGAAAUCACCAUCUUAUUCAAACUUCUUGUCAGCCAAUAAGCCAGCACAAGACAGAAACCUUAACAGCAUUGCUCCUAGCUGCAGUGGUUCUAAGAAAGGUCUCGACUUUCAAUUGCCAGAGGGCAGGGUCCAUGGUGGCGACCUCAUGUUAUUUUUCGGAGGGAAUCUCAAAAAUGCACUCGAUGGUAUCUGAAACAUGAUAGAGUCUAGUUUGACUCUCUAAGUUGUAGAUUUUCACUUUAGGAAAUAGAGACCAUCCCAUUCCUGGUCAUGGAAUUGUGCAUAAGUGUUUGUGCUGCAUGUUCAGUAAAUCAGUUAUUGUUGUUGGGUGUUGAUAAGUUGAUUAUUAGCCAUUAAGCUCUUAUUGUUUGUAAUUUGUAGUGUUUCUCCAUUCUUCAAUGUUGUAAAGUGGCAAUCACAAACAAUAAUAAGCACAUAAAUCCACUGCCACAAACAGUCUCAUAAUUCUGUGUGUUUGGUGCAAAUUAAAUCCUUGUAUUCUUAAAA